This is a messenger RNA of Purpureocillium takamizusanense, 3195 nucleotides long. RefSeq names its product mitofusin (gene FZO1). The transcript has a single exon. The record is from RefSeq and is a predicted model, not a curated record. The coding region runs from base 118 to 2901 and encodes 927 amino acids. Gene Ontology annotation, cellular component: mitochondrial outer membrane. Gene Ontology annotation, biological process: mitochondrial fusion. Gene Ontology annotation, molecular function: GTPase activity; GTP binding. NCBI's taxonomy places the organism in Eukaryota, Fungi, Ascomycota, Sordariomycetes, Hypocreales, Ophiocordycipitaceae.
AUCAUUACUCCUUCAUUCAUUGUUUGUCCUGCAUCCGAAAGAGGUGCUCUCCCGCCCGCCUCCCCAUUUUCCUAGUCACGGUUUCUCGAUCAUGCCGCUCUGGCGAAGUCGUUCGAGAUGAGCCAGGACUACUUUUCCCCCAAGGGCAAAUCCCCCGCUCGCUCCGACAACGCCGACGCUGACGCCGAUGCGCCCAAGGAUACCGCCUCGCCACCCUCUGCGGUUCCCGGCUACAUGACGGUUGGCAACGGUUCCACCUCUGAACACGCCGCGCGCCUCCAGAGUCUGCUCGAUGCGGAUUCCGGCUACGGUGGUAGCGUGACUGGCGAAGACCAACACCACUCGACCACAGCGGCCGCGUCGAGCCAUACCUGGGACAUGGCGAUGCACCACGACAGGCCGCAGUCUGGCGCGCUGCAUCAGAUGUGGUACAACUCGCAGCGCGCGACCCUCGGCCGCUCUAUCAAUAAGGUGUUGGAGCUCCUGCAAACCUUGCAAGAUAUGAACGCAUCCUGGCCAGCGCACUACCCAUCCGUCCAGCGAGCCGACACCUCUCCGUCUUCCGAGCGGCCGUCAUCCCGCCCCGGCCUUAGUCAUGCACACUCGAUGAUGGGAGAUGGCCCGACCACAUCCGCCUCGACGGAUCCUCCACCGGUCUUGCGACGAUCCAUGACGUCGCUUGAGAACGCUUCGGCCGAGUCAAGUCGAGCUGCUGAAAACCGAAGCAUUCCCGAGCCACGGCUCGUGUCGCCUCAGAUUGCGCAGGAAUUUUCCAUUUUGAAGUUGGACUUGAAGCUGGGCUCGUUGCAUCAGGCCGAACUGGUUCACUCCCUGGAGAAGAGCUCCAUUGCGUCACUCUUGGACGGCAAAAUCAGCUCAAGCAUAAAGCACCUGCUCUCACUCCGUGAGCGAAUCGAAGACACCUCCAGCAAAGUCCUCAUUACGGGAGACCUCAAUGCGGGCAAGUCCACAUUUUGCAAUGCGCUCUUGCGCCGCAAGGUGCUCCCUGAGGAUCAGCAACCCUGCACUGCCAUAUUCUGCGAAGUGCUCGAUGCAAGAGAAAACGCAAACAUCGAGGAAGUGCAUGCGGUUCACAAGGACACCACGUACAGCAGAAACGACGAGUCUACCUACGAUGUGUUCAGCCUGAAGGAGCUGGAAAGAAUAGUGGUGGAUAACGAGACAUAUACCCAGUGCAAGGUAUACGUCAAGGACGUGCGGACGAUCGACGAGUCGUUGUUGAACAACGGCGUCGUGGACAUUGCGCUGAUCGACGCACCCGGCCUAAACUCGGACACGACCAAGACGACUGCCAUUUUCGCCCGUCAGGAAGAGAUUGAUGUGGUCGUUUUCGUCGUCUCAGCGGCCAACCACUUUACUCAGUCCGCCAAGGAGUUUAUUUGGGCAGCCGCUGCGGAAAAAGCUUACAUCUUCAUCGUUGUCAAUGGCUACGACACCAUCAAGGACAAGGACCGGUGUCAGAAGCUCAUCCUGGAUCAGGUGGCCGGUCUCAGCCCGCGCACGCACAAAGAGUCAUCGGAGCUUGUGCACUUCGUCUCGAGCAACGCUAUCCCGGCGGGACCGUCUCCUCCGGGUGGCCCUGGCGGAAGUGGUGGUGGAAGCGGAAGCUCUAGUGGUGGCGGUGGUGACGACCCGGGAGCCGGCAGUGGCAAGGGCAAGGGCAAGGACAUGGACAAGGUCCGGGAUUUUGAGGCCCUGGAACAGUCCUUGCGCCGAUUUGUCCUCGAGAAGCGGGCUCGUUCCAAGCUGGCGCCCGCCAGGACGUACCUGCUGAACAUCCUCAACGAUGUCAAUACUUUGGCGACAGUCAACCAGGAAGUGGCCCAGUCAGAAAUGGAGCGGGUCACGCGAGAGCUCAAGGAGCUCGAGCCUCAACUCGAGUCUAGCCGCAAGGCCAGGUCGGAGGUCGGCGACCAGAUCGACCGCAAUAUCGAAGACACGUGCAAGGAGGUGUACGACCACACACGUGCAGAACUAAACAGCGCCAUCAGCCAGGCUGGGCGGACCAACUACGAUGUCCCGUAUCCAGGCUUCCUAGGCGCAUUCCAGUACGCCGAGGAUCUCAAGGAAGCAAUGCUUUCGCACAUCGGCGACGCGGUCACGAGCUGCGAGGAGCACGCGAGAUCCAAGACUGUCCAGGGGGUCAACGCAAUCAAGCAGCUGGGCCUCCUCCAUGUUGGAGACGAGUUCCAGAACCUGCAGUUCCGCCCGGAUGUCAUGUUCCGUCGCAAGCGCGACGCCCUCGCCCGCCAGGUCGACAUUCACACUGAGCUGUGGGACUUUGUCGACUGGUCGACCCUAUUACAGCGCCAGGAGAAGUUUGCGGGAACGGGCAUGGCCCUCACGGUUGCCGGUGCCGUUGUGCCGCGAAUGAUCGGGAUGGAUUCCUGGGUGAACCAGGCUCUAACAGCCACGCGCGUCUUGAGUAAUGACAACCUACGACAACUCAUUCUGCCCGGGAUUGUCGUAGCCGGUAUGUUGAAAUUAAUGCCCCAUCUUUUUAGAGCCCAACUAACACGCAUUGCUUGUUUAGCCGUUGCUGCGUCCGCAUACAUCCUUCAGCAGAUUCCCAACUCAUUGCCACCCCGUCUGGCCAGCAAAAUCUCAACUCAGCUCAGGAACCUCGACUACGUACACGCCAACUCGUCACGAAUCUCCUCAUCGGUGCGCAAGGUCUUGCGCUUCCCUGCUGACAACCUUCGGGUGGGCUUGGAUCAAAGCGUCAAGGACCUGGGCACCCGGCGGGAUGAGACAGUCAAAGUCAAGGCCGAGAGUGAGCGCGCCAGCAAGUUCUUCCGAACCCUCAUAAAUAAGAGCGAGGCGCAGCGCAGCAUGGUCGAGGGCGUGGAUCUGGAUGCACCGCCCCCAGGCGUGCAUUGAUUGAUGAAUUUCCUGAAUCACGAACACGAUGUUGACGGCGUUUUGGAGAGAGCGGGAGAUGUGAGGCAGGUUUUCUUGCGAUGGCCGUCCAUAUACUUUUGGUUGGGCCAAGACGAGGUCCCCAUUCUGCAGGAAACUUAGACUUGAUGGGAAAAGCUCUCCCCUCUGUUGUGGGCUUUGCUUUGCUCCGUCUUUUGUAAUUGCAUAGCUUGCUGAGCAGCAGUCUGAAGCAAGCGCGCUCCUUAGCGUCGCCCCUACCUUGGCAUACAAGAAAUAUACCCGUUGCCCCCUGUC